ACCAUGUCUGGGCGCGGCAAAGGCGGCAAGGGUCUGGGUAAGGGAGGCGCUAAGCGCCACCGCAAGGUUCUGCGCGACAACAUCCAGGGCAUCACCAAACCUGCCAUCCGCCGCCUGGCCCGGCGUGGCGGUGUGAAGCGCAUCUCCGGCCUCAUCUACGAAGAGACCCGUGGGGUGCUGAAAGUGUUCCUGGAGAACGUGAUCCGGGACGCCGUCACCUACACCGAGCACGCCAAGCGCAAGACUGUCACCGCCAUGGACGUGGUCUAUGCGCUUAAGCGUCAGGGACGCACUCUCUACGGCUUCGGCGGUUAAGCUUUCCGAUUUCGCCAUCAAGAAUUAGCAUUUCUCAACCAAAGGCCCUUUUCAGGGCCACCCAACUACUCAUAAAAGAAAGCUGUAACCAUUAGCCAAGGCACAGGAGUCUGCAGCUCAAUGGUGUGGUUAAAAUGAAAACUGAGACAUCCCCGAGUCAGAAAACAUUGCGGGAAUUAAUGUCUGUAUAUAUCCAUGUAACUCCCACUCUCGGCUCCAUUCACUGGACACAGGUAGGGGGGAAAGAUGAUACUCAAACUUACUAAAGAAAAGUGGAAAAAAACCAAGUAUGGCGAGAAACUUGAAUCGGUUUGCAGGAACAAAGAGAAGCACUGCCCAAUCAGCAAGCCCCAUCCAUGGAUUUCAACCAAUCAGAACUGAUGAUCUCAUGUGGUUCCCCGCGGCGACACAAAUUUGGGGGAUGGGAAAUCGGGCGAGAAACGCCAAAGCCCUUGUUUAGAGAAUUUUUUUUAAUUUGUGUUUUUACGGGUUAUGAAAUAGACUCCGACGAGACAUCUGAAUGGCUCUCAGUCAUGUCCUGAGAACAGUACUGAAAUUACCGCCGCUAAUAGGAUGAUUUGUCUCGAUUAAAAAAAUAAUCUCAAAUGUUAGGCAGAAGGGGAAACCGAAUUCAGACUGCCAGCAAACCCAGGGCAAUGAAUUCAGGCGAAAUUAAAAUCUCGUUUAUGAAGAAAACGCGCUUCCUUCUCUUUCGGUGUCAACACAGCCCUCAGCAGU
This is a messenger RNA of Balaenoptera acutorostrata (minke whale), 1053 nucleotides long. RefSeq names its product histone H4. The coding region runs from base 4 to 315 and encodes 103 amino acids. Lineage: Eukaryota; Metazoa; Chordata; Mammalia; Artiodactyla; Balaenopteridae. Gene Ontology annotation, molecular function: structural constituent of chromatin; protein heterodimerization activity; DNA binding. The transcript has a single exon. Gene Ontology annotation, cellular component: nucleosome. The record is from RefSeq and is a predicted model, not a curated record. Gene Ontology annotation, biological process: nucleosome assembly.